Molecule: messenger RNA, 4186 nt
Organism: Cheilinus undulatus (humphead wrasse)
Lineage: Eukaryota; Metazoa; Chordata; Actinopteri; Labriformes; Labridae
Product: SEC14-like protein 1
Exons: 16
Coding region: 402-2588 (728 amino acids)
Biological process (GO): negative regulation of RIG-I signaling pathway
Cellular component (GO): cytoplasm; cytosol
Molecular function (GO): RIG-I binding
Source: RefSeq, a predicted model, not a curated record
GCGGCAUCACAGGCAUGAGAGAGAGGAGGAGAGGACCGAGAGACUAGAGAGGUGUACUGACCUCCUGCUCCGACGCUUCAUCAAGUCAGGCGUCUUUUAACAGUGAGUUGAGUUGGAGGGACUGUUUACCCUUUAAUUCGAACCCGUUAUCGCCGGUCCGACGGUUUGCUUCUUAGCCAUCUACUCUAGCCAAAUGGCAAGCUAGCACGAUAGAGCUAACCCUCGUUCGCUUCUGGCUUCAUUCACUGCCAGGACCCGGCGAAGUGAAUAACCAAGGAGGGGAAUGGCAAGAGUUUACUCGGAUAACCCUUUCAGAAGAAACGACCACUGAGGUUUAUAAAGGAGCCCGGGAAUAUCUAGUACUCUAAUCAAAGGUUGUUGGUGUUACUGUUAUACCCAUCAUGGUGCAGAAGUACCAGUCACCCGUGCGGGUGUACAAGCAUCCCUUCGAGCUUGUGAUGGCGGCCUAUGAGCGUCGCUUCCCCACCUGUCACCUCAUACCCAUGUUUGUGGCGAGUGACGUGGUGAAUGAGGAGAACAGUGAGGACGGUUGUACCCAAAAGAUUGAACGUCGCUGUGCUCUGGACGUUGACGCCCCACGCCUGCUCAAAAGGAUUGCUGGCGUAGACUAUGUGUACUUCAUCCAGAAAAACACACUGAACCGAAAGGAGAGGACUCUUCACAUCGAGUCUCAUAAUGAGACCUUCUCCAAUAGGGUUAUCAUCCAUGAGACCUGCUGCUAUUCGGUUCAUCCUGAGAAUGAGGAUUGGACGUGUUUUGAGCAGACAGCCAGCCUGGACAUCAAGUCUUUCUUCGGCUUUGAGAGCACUGUGGAAAAGAUUGCCAUGAAGCAGUAUGCCAGCAGUAUCAAAAAGGGAAAGGAGAUCAUAGAGUUCUACCUGAAGGAGUUAGAAGAUGAAGGCAUCACACAUGUGCCACGCUGGACUCCUUCCUCCCUUCCUCUACCUCUCCCCAGACCAACCAGCCUCUCCACCAGCCCACCUAUUCAACCCAAACUUGCAGUCACUCCAUCUGUUUCUAUCCCACUGCCAACCGAUGCCAAGGACAGCACCUCUCCAGACACCAAGCAGGACUGCAGUGUUCUUCAGACUGACAACCUAACAGAGAUCCUAGCUGGUACACCUGAAGACAAGUUGGAUGCAGACUAUAUCAAACGUUACCUAGGCGACCUGACCCCCUUGCAGGAAAGCUGUCUGAUCAGACUUCGCAAAUGGCUGCAGGAGACGCACAAGGGGAAGAUCCCUAAGGAUGAACACAUACUACGUUUCUUGCGUGCCAGAGACUUUAACAUGGACAAAGCACGGGAGAUCCUUUGCCAGUCACUGACCUGGAGGAAGCAGCAUCAGGUGGACUACCUACUGGAGACCUGGACCUCACCACAGGUCCUGCAAGAUUACUACACUGGGGGUUGGCACCACCAUGACAGAGAUGGCCGUCCUUUGUACAUCCUGAGGUUGGGCCAGAUGGACACCAAAGGACUGGUCCGUGCGCUUGGAGAGGAGUCUCUUCUUAGACACGUGCUGUCUAUUAACGAGGAGGGUCUGAGGCGUUGUGAAGAGAACACCAAGGUGUUUGGUCGACCCAUCAGCUGUUGGACGUGCCUGGUGGAUCUGGAGGGGCUGAACAUGCGCCACCUGUGGCGACCUGGAGUCAAAGCGCUGCUGAGGAUCAUCGAGGUUGUGGAAGCCAACUACCCAGAGACUCUGGGGCGGCUUCUUAUCCUGAGAGCUCCAAGAGUGUUUCCUGUCCUCUGGACACUGGUGAGUCCGUUCAUUGAUGAAAACACCCGAAAGAAGUUCCUCAUCUAUGCGGGCAAUGACUAUCAGGGCCCUGGAGGGCUGGUGGACUACAUAGAUAAGGAGAUCAUCCCUGACUUCCUGGGAGGAGAGUGUAUGUGUGAGGUACCAGAAGGUGGUCUGGUUCCAAAGUCGAUGUACCGCACGGCAGAGGAGCUUGAGAAUGAAGAUGUUCGCCUGUGGACAGAGACAAUCUAUCAGAGUGCGAGCGUCUUCAAGGGAGCUCCACAUGAGCUUCUGAUUGAGAUCAUCGACGCCUCCUCAGUCAUCACCUGGGACUUUGACAUAUGCAAAGGAGAUGUAGUUUUCAACAUCUACCACUCUAAGCGAGCUCCCCAGCUUCCGCGGAAAGACCCCCUGGGAGCCCAUGGCAUUACAUCCCCUGGGGGAAACAACGUGCAGCUAAUUGACAAAUCCUGGACACUGGGGCAAGAUUAUAGCAUGGUGGAGUCCCCGCUCACCUGUAAGGAGGGCGAGAGUGUACAGGGCUCACACAUUACAAGGUGGCCAGGUUUCUACAUCCUUCAAUGGAAAUUUCACAACAUGCCAGCCUGCUCUGCCACCAACCUGCCCCGAGUGGAUGACGUUCUGGCCACUCUGCAGGUCUCCUCGCACAAGUGUAAAGUCAUGUACUACACUGAGGUGUUGGGCUCUGAGGACUUCAGGGGUUCUAUGACCAGCCUGGAGUCGAGCCACAGUGGUUUCUCUCAACUCAGCGCUGCCACCACUUCCUCCAGCCAAUCGCAGUCCAGCUCCAUGAUCUCCAGGUAGAAACAGGAAGCUGAGGACUUCAAUCCCCGCAAGCCCCUCCCCACCCCGACAGCCCUGACCAUCAACACUGAAACCAACUUUUCCUCCUUCCUCGUCAUCAUCUUUGGACUCUGUUCCUUUUGCACAGCCAGUCUUUAAGGAACUGAAGCAUGCUUGCACAAACAGAAGACAAAGAAUAAAUCUAAGGCAAAAAACUGAGACUGUGUGUACAGUUUAAAGGGCUGAAUUUUGCACAAAGGUCAUAUAUAUUUUUGUGCCUAGCAUCUCUGUUGGGCAGCAAUUUGAAUUAGAUCAUUAGCAGAAUGUUUGCUUGUCCUGUGCAGGGUGGAAAAUUUAAAAGGUCAGAUGAAUUGUGGUGCUUCUGUGGCACUAGAAGCAGAAAGAAGCAAUAUUCUCACCCUGGGAGCCAUAGGGCCGCAUAGAGACACUGGAGGCGCUGUUACAUAUAUGCAUUAAACCUUCAUCUAUAUUUACAGUACUGAGACGAUGCAUACCUCAGUCAUGUGCGUUGAAUGAAAACUGGAUGUGCUAUUACAUACAAACACUGUUUGAUGAAAUGCAAAAAAUUACAGUGUUUGCCAUGAUGCCAGGGGGAUUUGACCACUCUGGUGAAUUGUUUAUAGGUCAAGCGUGUGUGGGAAGGGUAAGCUCUUAAGUAGACCUAGGUAGAAUAUCACCUGCAUCUUAUUUGUUCUUCAAACAGCAUGAAGCUUUUAAACGGGUGGAGCUCACAAAAUGGAGACAAUGCAGAUGGUGUAAAACCAACAUUCAGCUGGUAAAUCUUGCUAGUUUCACUUUGUCUUAUUUGGAAAACCCCACCCGUAUAUCUCAUGAGGGCUUUAUCAUAUCAUGGAAUUUUGACUUGGGUCUGACUCUAAGCGAAGUAAUCCGCUAUAAGCAAUAACAUGAGUUUGACUUUUUACUGUGUGAAAUAUUUCUAUUUAUCAUAGAUAUGUGUGGACGAUCAUGGGUGCUGAUUGCAGAUUAACUUUUGGUUAUAACUUGUGCACAAACAGACAGAACUACAGGCAAACUGAGCCAGUAAACCGCUAAACUCUGUGGCAUCAACUUUACCACUUUCUGUCUUGGUUUCUGUUCUGUCAGGAGAGAAACAAAUAUAACCCACCAGUUUCCUACUGGACAUGUUAAGUUACUUUAGAAUAACCAGUUAGCCAGCUUUCUGUCAAUUGUCUGUACGAUUAUGGGAACUCAAGUCAAAAUCAAAUCGUAACAGACAUGCCUUGUCACUGAUUUGUGAAUGUGCUACUGAUUGGCUCAUGCUCCCCAACCAGUGAAAUGCCUAAAUAUGGAGUGUUGGGAUCUAAAUGAGCAGGACUGCCAUCAUUCUCUACUUAUUUUCAGAGUGAAAUACAAUUGUGUGCAUUAGAGGUGAAUGUUACUUUGUGUUUAUCAUUUGACAGUGCAUCAGUAGACGACUUAUUGAUACUGUACAUGUAUUAGUGUUGGCUGGAGUUUGUUACUGUUUUGUUGGAGGUGAGUACUUGACAGGGUGGAGCAGUGUGGUGUGUUACUGUAUGCUCACAUGGUGAUUGGGUUUACAGAUCUGUCAUUUAAAGAUUAAAAUAUAGCCAUUUUAA